AUGGAGCAAAACGACAAUGUCGCCAGCCCCACGGUAUCCGUGCUAGACAUCAAACUGUGCCUCCCUUUCGGACCGGCGAGCCGGAACUUAGCCAGCGAGGGGCGGGACCUGCUGUUGGCACCACCUGCAAAAAACGCCUGCCAGACGCUCAAGGAGACGCUUAUUCGACGCUUCACCCCGUCAGAGCUGGAGCAUCUCCAGCAGCUGCUACGCGAGCCCGAACUGGGUGACCGCCGACCUAGCGAACUUUGGCGCCACAUGCAGCAACUGACUGGUUGCACAGCAAGCGUCGACAGUCGCCUAGUGCGGGAACUUUUUCUACAAAGACUUCCCGCCAAUGUGCUAAUGGGUAUCACCGCGUCCGGGGAAACGAACCUGCCCAAGAUGGCCGAGCCCACUGAUAAACUAAUGGCUGUCGCGACGCCCACAGUCGCGUCGUUGCACGCCGAAGUUUCGCCCACUCGCGUCCUGCUCGAGAUGAGAAAAUAA
Molecule: messenger RNA, 489 nt
Organism: Dermacentor andersoni
Lineage: Eukaryota; Metazoa; Arthropoda; Arachnida; Ixodida; Ixodidae
Source: RefSeq, a predicted model, not a curated record